ACCAAGUUUUCCUUUGAAGAGCAGCAGACACUCUAUCCAGCAGCUGGAGAGUCAGUCAAGAGAAUUCUGGGGACAUUUGAAAGAACAGAGACACAAACUCUCCAGGGAGACAUAGAUGGAGCAAAGCAGCUAACCUGGCCCCAAAACAGCUCAAGGUGCACCAUAAUCUUUGACAGCAGAAACAAGAAGCAGCUAUCAACUCAAGAUGGCUGUCAGGAUUGGGAUAAUGGAGAGGCUUGGACUCUGGAGGACUGGGGAAACGCCAGAGAAAGAACCGCCAACCAGCCUAGCCUUGAAGACCACAGUGGAGAUCCUGGCUCUUGGUCAGCCCCUACAUCUGGGGACACUGUACGACUGUUGCUCCGAUACCUUCAUCCCUGGCAUCACUUUGUGGGACAGGGAGACCCUGGAGAAAAAUGUGACAACAGAAGAGCAAAACAAGACUGACUUUGACAUCAUCACCUCUGACUCUAUUGAUGAGAAGACCAACGGCAUGAAUGUACCUGUAGACCUGAAAGCCAGUGUGCUGGAGGGGCUGGUUGAAAUAGGAGGCUCAGCCAAAUAUUUAUGUGACACCAAGACAUCCCAACAGCAAGCCCGGGUCACUCUCAAGUACAGUAGGAAUACACAGUAUUCCCAGCUAAUGAUGAACCACCUGGGCUAUCAGAACAUCUCUUACCCUGAAGUGUUUGAUAAAGGAAGAGCCACCCACGUGGUCACAGCAGUGCUCCAUGGGGCCCAGGCUUUCUUUGUGUUUGAUCAGAAAGUUUCCACUCAUGAAAAUGUCAAGGAUGUAGAAGAAGUAUUGAAAGCUGCAGUAGAGAAGAUUCCCAAAGUAGCAGAAAAAGUAGGGGAAGAGAUGAAAAUGGCAGACAGUAAGAAAACAUCAAGCAAGGAAUUCAGGUACCCAGAAAACAGUGGAAGAGGUUCAAGUGAGCCAGGACUCAGAAUUGUCCUCAUGGGGAAAACAGGGGCUGGGAAAAGUACAACAGGAAACACCCUUCUGGGCAGGAAAGAGUUUGAGUCCAGGUGUUCAGCAACAUCAGUCACCAAGGUCUGCAGGAAAGCCAGGACCACAUGGAAUGGGAGAGACAUUUCUGUUGUUGAUACUCCAGGCAUUUUUGACACUGACACAGCCGACCAAGAAAAUUUGAAAGAAAUAGUUCAUUUGGUGAUGCUAUCCUUUCCAGGACCACAUGCUAUUCUCUUGGUGUUGCAAGUGGGUCGUUUCAGCCAGGAGGAUAAGGUAGCCAUUGAAAGGCUUUAUACUAUUCUAAGAGCUGAAGCAGUGAAGUUUUUGAUUCUUGUAUUCACUGGGAAAGACAGACUAGGAGAAGGAAGUAUAGAAGAUUACUUAGGAACCAUUGAAGACUCAUAUUUCAGGAAGUUAUUGGAGAAGUGUGAACACCGAUGCUGUGCAUUUGAAAAUAAUGCUAGUGGAGUCCAGAGAGAUGCCCAGAUCUCAGAGCUGAUGGCCAUGAUUUCAGAAAUGGUGCAAGAUAAUGGGUGUACCCACUACACCAACAAUGCAUAUAAAGCAGUGGAAGAGCUCCUCCAGGAGAGAGAGGCUAGGGGUGUCAGCAAUACUACAAGGACUGUUUUGAGAAAAUGGAAGAAACCAUGCAGAAAUAUGAGAAGGUAAUGGAAGAAAGGGGGGAAAAUGGAAAAGGAUUAUGAGCAGUAUCUGAAGCAAAAUUAAGAAUAUCAGAAGCAAGAAGAAGAAUAUGAGAAGCCAAGGCAGGAUUAUGAUGAUAAGAAGAAAGUUAGAAGAAAAUGAGAACUACAGGAGAUAUAACAGCUCCCAGGAGCAGCCUGAGGGUUAUCUGAGAAAACUUUGGGAAGUUCUAAACUUGAAUUCAUUUUUCAUUAAAGUUUAUGCGAAAGAUAUAAUUUAAAACACAUUCUAAGAUCUUCUGGCCACCAGAAUAAUUUCCUAUCUAGUUUCUACUUUGGGCAACAUUCAUAAAGAUGGGCAGUCAUUGAAGGAUGCAGAGCCAAGGGGCAGGAAGACUUCACAUUCCUGACUAUCACUUUUCUAACCAGAUUCCAAGUCUCCUGCAGGAUUACUCCAUCAUUAACCCAAUGCCAACCAAGUAAUUUCAGGGGGAGAAAAGAAACAAAAUAAAAGACCUGAGAAGUUUGCCUAGAAGGAGCAGAAAGAUGAAAGAUGAGCUCUGCAAACGAUGGGAGGUUUUUAAUAGAUUUUUUAAAACGUUUCACAUAUAAGCCACUGCUUAUUUAUAAAGCAUCAUUUAAAUAUCAAGAGUAUCUGUUAACCUGGGAAUGCAAAGAUGUAUUGUGUUUAAAUCAGGUUGUUCCCCAAACUAUCAUCUUGGAUAUACUUGGAGAGGUGAAGGUCUAAAAAAAGUAGAAAAAUGUAGGAAAUCAAAUAACUUGCCUUAUCCCCAUUUUUUUCCUUUUCUAUACCUCCCCAUGAAAUUUUUAAUGUUUUUCUCCCCUAACCUCCAUGUAUAAAAUAAAAAGGAUUAUCUCAUUCAUUGACAAAAGUCAAGAACAGUGUUUAUAAUUUUAUUUUGUCUCACACACACACAUAUACACACUCUCCCCUGGCUCCAUUCAACAAAGGUCAGUGGCUCCUUUUUGCCUCCAGGAUCCAGUAUACAAUCCUCCCUUGGGCUGUUCAAGCCUUUGGUAGCAGGGCCCCUUGUUGCCUUCCCAGGACUCUUCCACCACACUCUCCUCCAUGAAUCAGCCGCCCAGUGUACCUGCCCUUCUUCCUGUACCUCGCUCUUUGCCUCACCAUCCUCCAUGUCUGGAAUUCUCUCCUUGCCCCUUCAGCCUCCAGGCUCCCCUGGCUUCCUACAGAUUCCUCCAAAGGGGCUCCAACCCCACCUCUGGUGAGAAGCCUUUCCCCUCUGUCCUCACUGCCAGUGCCCUCCCUCAGUCAGGGAUUCUCUCCACUUUGUCCUGGAUGGGUCUGGUUGGCACUAAGUUGUUUGCCUGUUGCCUCCCACAUUAGACUGUGAGUGCCCUGAGAGCAGGGACUCUUCUGCCUUCCUUUACAUCCCCAGUGCUUAGCACGGUUCCUGGCACACGGUAGGCUCUUAAUAAAUGUUUCCUGCUUUGAUUCUUUUGUCCUGUGGCUUCACUUUCAUAAGGGGGCCCCAGUCCAGUUGUACCUGAUUAGAUCAUAGUGACUGUCUGGUCAUCUCCUUCUCUAAUACCUGCUCACAGUAGACAAAAAACAUGGUUGCUUUGGGUGGGGGUAAAAAUAGGAAACCGAUAUAAUUAAUAAGCAUCUGAUCUCAUAUCAGCUACCUUCCAAGAGGAAAUAUUUUUGUAUUGUCUGAAAGUUCCCUCCAAGAGGAAAGGUGUUACCAAACAUCACUUUUCAAAAUUUUUUCCUGCCCUAUAUAAAGUCAGACAUAUUUUGAGUAUUACCUAAAACAUAAAACAGAUUCAGAGUUCAACUAAUUUUUUGAAGCCAGACCCAAGAUUAAAGUGUUUUAUACAUUGUCAGACUGAGAGGAAUUGUCCUAUUGUCCCCAGUGGGGAGUGAUCUAUGGGAUUUAACCACUGACAGGAGGGAGCUGAGAUUAUUUCUCUAUUUCAAUUUAACCAUAAACUUUUUUAAAGAUUUGGUAUUUGAUCUUGUCCAGGCCGGAAGGGAAGCAGCCACUCACCUUAUUAGCACCAAAGCUUUAACCUGCUCCUUUUUCUGACCCUCACAUGUUUUCCCCUCCUACUCAGCUUGGUAUCUCUCCACUUCAGGGAAUUCACCCUAUUGAUGCUAAACAUAGUGUGACAUCUGAUCAACCUU
This is a messenger RNA of Dromiciops gliroides (monito del monte), 3781 nucleotides long. RefSeq names its product neoverrucotoxin subunit beta-like. The transcript is spliced from 4 exons. Bases 206 to 1642 code for a protein of 478 amino acids. Gene Ontology annotation, molecular function: GTP binding. NCBI's taxonomy places the organism in Eukaryota, Metazoa, Chordata, Mammalia, Microbiotheria, Microbiotheriidae. The record is from RefSeq and is a predicted model, not a curated record.